Molecule: messenger RNA, 2775 nt
Organism: Parasteatoda tepidariorum (common house spider)
Lineage: Eukaryota; Metazoa; Arthropoda; Arachnida; Araneae; Theridiidae
Biological process (GO): regulation of transcription by RNA polymerase II; embryo development
Cellular component (GO): nucleus
Molecular function (GO): RNA polymerase II transcription regulatory region sequence-specific DNA binding; DNA-binding transcription factor activity, RNA polymerase II-specific
Source: RefSeq, a predicted model, not a curated record
AACUUUAUUAUGGCAUCGUCCAAAUAUUUUCUUCUGUUGUUGAUGUGAUGAAUUUAUGAAAGAGGAUCAAUGAUAUUAAAUUAUCAAUGAUUCUGCUCUGUUGACUAGAUGUUGAAAUAAAAUAAAAUAUUAUCUCUUGAUUAAAAAUGUAGCUUCCAAAUACUUUUAAAUUUUACAUAAUUGCAUUGAUUGAUUACAAAAUGUCUAGUCAGAAACAUUACUGUUUCUCUAUUUUGAAGACAUAUCUUAUUUAUUUUAAUGAGUGUAAUUACAAAUUUUCAAAACCAUUUGGUGACAAAACAGUUAAUUAAAAUGGAUUAUAUUAAUAUAAUUUUAAUGCAUCGGGAGUUUUCAUCCCAUUGUGAGGACACAACCGACAACAGCCAUGGGUGAGAUGCACACUUUCUGGACAACAGCUUGACCGAAACUUGCAUAAACUAAUUUAAUCUUAUGUAUAUGUGCACACAUAUUCUCCGAUGGGGAAGAAAAAGAAAUGGAAUCGUCCUCUCUGUGACAACACAAACCAGUGCUUUCCACAAGGGGAGUUCUGCAUCAAUGUAGAACACCCAGAUUCCAACAACUUUCAAAACUUUGAACCUCGCUUGGCUGUUGCAGUGCCAAACUGGUCAAGACCUGGCAUCCAGUCUCAAUUGCGAUGCGAAAUCUGUGAGCGCGUGUUCCAAUAUCCUAGUCAGCUGCGUGAUCAUAUGCUAAUUCAUACUCGUGUGCGGAGAUUUGUAUGCCAGGUAUGUGGAAUGAAGUUUAUGAAGGAACAUCACUUAAAGGCUCAUCAAGCUACGCAUAAUUCAGUUAAGCCAUUUGCCUGCCCCAUCUGUGGACGCACAUUCACUCUCAAAGCGAACAUGGAGAGACAUACGUACAUACAUAACACUGAGCGGAGAUUCACCUGUGAUCAGUGUGGGAAAAAAUUCUCUCAGCCGCAGACUCUCAAAAUGCACAUGAUCUCACACUCGGACGUAAAACCCUUCGCUUGCAACAUUUGCGGGAAGGGUCUGUCAAGAGCGCACAAUCUUCGAGCCCACAUGGCAAUCCAUCGAAACAACAAACCUUUCAAAUGUCACUUGUGUAACAGUUCGUUCACGUUAAAAGGUAACAUGCAAAGGCACCUGAAAGAAAAGCAUGGCGUGACAGAGGCUGAGAUUCCGCAGCACCAGGAGCAACCGCCAAGCUUGUCCAGUGAAAGUUUCAUUCUCUCUUUAGAUCCAGCUGAUGCUGUUGGCUCUCCUACUGGCUCCAGAAUAAGUGAAGAAGAAAUGCCGCAAAACUGUAACCAAGCUUCUGAUCUACCUCAAAACAACAAACGAAGAAAAAACCCACCCAAGAGAGUAAAAUGUGAGACGCCAAACAGUGAACAUGAGAACCUCAGUAAGAGUUCACCAAAUGAACAAGACCCCCACCGCCCUCCCGAAUACCAAGGCGUGCCAGCUUCUUCUGUCAACAACGUCUUGCCACCUGCUCCAAACAACUUUCAACAGGUGCAGUCAAAUGCUUUAGUGCCAGUGAACAAUGCUUUCCCACCUACCUCUCAAAUACAGUUAUGCAACCCGCCAAUAAACGUUGGGAAUCCAUCAGAACACAAACCUUUCACGCCAUGUGCUCUGCCCCUGCAGGCAACUCUAGGCCACUCGGGUUUCGGCCCAGUGUCUGUAGCUAGUUUUCUUCCUAGGCCGCCAGGUUUUUAUGCUGAGAGCGGAAUGUUAAGUGUGCCACCUAAUCCAUUUCCAAAUGAGAAUGUGGAGUCUAAGCUGCAAACUAUACAUAGUGCUAUUGAUGACCUAGCGGGUAAAUUAUCAUCUCCUCACGAUAAAGUGAUGGCAAUACACGAAGCACUCGAUGAACUGAUUCAUUUGCGUCCUGAAAACCCAGCAAAUAAUUUUCGGUGUGUAAAAAAUGAAAGGAUGGGUAACUAGUCUCAAUAAUAUUUAGCAAUGUAAUUUUUCUUUUAAAAUUUACUCAUCGAUGCAUUUAUCAUACUCUGCUAGGCCAACAGAUCUAUUCAAAUCCAUAUCAUGUGAUUGAUUUGGUAAUAUUCCGUUUUAGGAGGCAUUAGAAAAAAACACGUAACUGUUGUUGAUGCUUAAUUUUGCAAUAAGUAUACUUGGUAUAGUAAUAAUGGGUAUAGUUCGUUCACCAGGAGUUGGCACUUGGCUAUGCCUUCAUCAAUGUGGUAUCCGGUGAUACUAUUUCGCUAUUUUUGGGAGAAGGAUGCGAAUAAUCCUGAACAAGGUUGCUAUUUGGCGAUCAUAUGACAAAAAUAUUAUCUAGCAAUCUUUAUGUGCAUUUUUUUAAACAUAAAAUAUUUCAUAAAUUUGAUGAUAUUUAUCUCUUUCGAGUGAAUAGUUUGUCCUUUUUGAGACAUUUUGUUGCAAUAUAUUUAAUUAGCUAGAGUAAUGAAAGAUGUGUUAACAGAUGAUAAAGCAAAGUAAGUAACUGAAAAAAAUUCAGUUUGGCGCUCAUUAAGGGUUGUCUUAAUUUCAGGUGCGGAGAGGUUUCUUCUCUUAUCCCCGCCCUGUAAUAAACUCUUCGUCCGAGGAGGUGGAGCCAAGUUCCAACUCCUGGUGAAGCGAACUAUACCUAUUAUAGGUACUAUAAUAGAUUUUUUAAGGCCCCCUUAAACGGAAUAGGGCCAUUGAAUUUUAAUUUAUUUAUUAUUGUAUUUCAUGAGUGGGCAUUUAUAACAUUUCACCUGAAAAAUCAAACUUUUUUUUUGUUUUCAGCACUGAUGAAGAUGAAAUAUAUAUGUUUACUAUUUUA